AUGUUUUACACUCCGCCCACAAAAUCUGAUUGGAAAUCAGAAACGGCAAUCACGCAUUCUUAUGAUACUAAUUCAGGGUUUACGAGUAACUCCAACUCCGAUUUAGAAAGCCAGGACGUGACAAUCGAUACACAGGACACAAAGGAUGCAGAGAGUGAAUAUUCUGCUAUUGAAUACCAUGAUAAUUUAGAAGCUAUUGACAAGCACCUUGGAUCAACAAACAAAAAUUGCGAUAAUACGAGUACAAUACAGGAUGACAGUUCCUCGUAUAUUGAAAGUUUUGAGAUACCAACAGAAUCUGACUUGCCAGUCCCCUUAUUAAAGGUUUAUGAGAAAUGCCUAAAGGAAUUAAAGGAACCUAAAUUUGAGAGGUCCCUAGCUAGUUUUGAAAUUGCCGAGCUAUUCCAAAGCUUUUACAGAACAUUUCAACUUGAAUGUAAGAAUUAUUUAACCAACGAUGGUAAAUAUGAAAUGAAGGAAAUGAAUCAAGACUCUGAGUAUCAAUACUAUAGGUUGAAUCUUACGUUUGAGCGUCUACUUUGUGACAAGUUCUAUAAUCAAAUAGUUUUUCCUUUGAAGGGUAUACCAGUUGACGAAUUUGAGAAAGAUUUCAAUGAUGAAUUUAGUGACAAGUUGGGAUGCUUAAGUUAUCUUGACAUUCAUUUCCGAAAUUUAGAUAUAGAGCUAGACCCAGGAUUGGAGAAUAAGUUUCUCCAGUUAUUGGAAGAAAAGAUCUUACCAGAAUUUGAGUUAUUUAGUGCCGAAAGGUCUCCAACCUUAAAGAUGAAAUAUCUCAUAAAAAUACAUAAAAAGUUGAGUCAGAUCCUCUCAGAUAUAACUGAAGGGAAGGGUAACAUUCUUAAUACUGAUAUGUAUUUACCAAUUCUAAUUUUCUCAAUGAUCAAACUGAAAGAGCUUCGUGCUUAUUUCCUGGUUUCUCAAAUGAUUACAAUAAAACGCUUUGCAAAUGAGUUUAUAUUUGAUAAUUCAAUAGAAAAGUUACAAAUCGAAAAGGGUAAGUUGCUAUAUGUGUUUGCAAAUUUUGAAGCAGCAAUUUCAUAUAUAUCUUCAGUUACAUUAGAAAACCUCGGCAUACCGGUUCCAUCUCCACACUGGGAUCUAUUACCCGGCAGUUUGAAAAGUAGGGGCGAGUUGUUGACACUACUUUCUGUCCCAUUAAAUUUGGAUUCAUUAGAGAAGAAAGUUCUUGAGUUCAAAGAGAAAAACCCAUUAAUCAUUGGUGCAUCUCCAACCAAUGAGAAUCAAAAUCAGUCUUUGUUUGCAAACCCCCUUAAUGCAUGGCUGGAAUAUCCUAAAGUUGGAAUCACAGAUCAAAAUAUAAAAAGUAUAAGUGAUUCUAUAGAUGCAGGCCUACGAAAUUUAGUUGGUAGGGUUUCGUGGCUUAGUUCAUCUAAUUUGGAUGUUACAGGAAGGGAGGCUCCAACAGUUGAGGAAAAAUCAAAUCAAGAUAAGAAGACGCUCUUAUCCGAAACGUUACUCAAACAAAUCCAGGAGAACGAUGCGUAUAUUGCAAAGAUAGAUGUGAAAAAGAACGACGCCGAAUUAAUUACAAGCCAGACAAAUAUAAAGGACGCCCCAAAGGCCAAAUACAACAUUGGAAUGGGUGGUAUAAGAGUAUCGGCAAAGCCAACAGGUGAUUCCAAUUCAAUGUUAACCGCAACAUCGUCCUCUUCCUUGAAUAAGCUGAAUGACUUCUCAAAGGAGAACACCACCAGUAGUCAAAAUCUAGAGAGGAGUUUCAGCGCUGGCAACAUUACACCUUUAUCGCCGGCAUCCAACAAACCUUUGAAUAGGGCAAAUGCAAUCAUUAGAAGUCGUGCCACUAGUUUUAUCAACUCUACAAUAUUUUCAGUUAAUUCCGCCAGUGGUGACCCCUCUACUAAUAUCUCCAACUCUCCAACCAAGGAACACCUCUCAUCCAUUUUCUCGUCUCUAGAAAACGCAUUAGAUAAUGUCCGAAACAGAAGCAGAGGGAAUUCGUCUGCUACAACAGGCAUGAACAGCGUGUAUCCUAAUAAUAGUAAUCUAAACUCUAUAGGGGGAGAUGCAAAUACAGCCAACACUAUUAAAUCCUUAGAGAAUCUUCUACAGCCAUUAAAAACACCUUUCGAGGCCAUGACCAUCGAGGACCUCCAGAAUAUGUAUGCUACUUAUCAGACAGCAGCUAAUGUUCUACAUUCCUCAUGA
Pichia kudriavzevii is the source of this 2208-nucleotide messenger RNA. RefSeq lists its product as uncharacterized. The record is from RefSeq and is a predicted model, not a curated record. The transcript has a single exon. Bases 1 to 2208 code for a protein of 735 amino acids. Lineage: Eukaryota; Fungi; Ascomycota; Pichiomycetes; Pichiales; Pichiaceae.